Penicillium cosmopolitanum is the source of this 768-nucleotide messenger RNA. Its product is annotated as ceramidase. The transcript has 6 exons. The record is from RefSeq and is a predicted model, not a curated record. Bases 1 to 768 code for a protein of 255 amino acids. Gene Ontology annotation, cellular component: endoplasmic reticulum membrane. Lineage: Eukaryota; Fungi; Ascomycota; Eurotiomycetes; Eurotiales; Aspergillaceae. Gene Ontology annotation, biological process: ceramide catabolic process; ceramide biosynthetic process.
AUGGUAUCCUCCCUCAACCCCUUCUGGGGCCCUCCGACAUCCUACUUGAAUUUCUGUGAAGAGUUUGCUAUGGUAUCUAUGGCCUGGUUCAACUGCGCCAAAAGCCUCAGGCUGCCUUCCGCUCCAUUUCCCUAUCUCGGACUCAUCGGAGUCGGCGUCUGUUCUGCUGGAUACCACAUGACCCUCAAAUAUCAUACACAAAUGUCGGAUGAGUUGUCAAUGCAUCUCCUCACCACGCCGCUUCUUUAUCGCAUCUUAUCAUUCAAAGCCAGCUCCGAUCGCGCCCGGCUGAUUGGAAUCAUACUUUCCAUCCUCUUUACCAUUGUCAUGGUUGUUCACAUGGUCAUGGAUGAAUUUCUUCUCCAUGCUGCCUCCUUCGGCUUGGCUGUUUACCUGAUCGGCACCCGAACACCGAAGCUUAUUCCCGUUCAAGUCACCGAUUUAAAUCAGAGGAAGGCUCUUCGUUACCUUUCCUUCUUCGGAUGCUUUUGCUUCGGCUUUGGCUAUUUUGUCUGGCUGAUUGACGAAUUCGGCUGUGGAAUCUUGACGGGAGCUAAAAAUACCGUCGGACUUCCUCUGGCCUUCUUGUUUGAGUUCCAUGGGUGGUGGCACUUCUUCACUGCGAUCGGUGGCUACGUCGCUGUUGCGACUGUGGAUCUUCUUACUUCCGGUGAGGCGGACGAGAUCUCCAGUUCUUCUUUUGCCUGGCCAGUGGGCCCUGUGUUCGAAAUCAUGCAGGGCAUGGUAGCCUCUGAGAAGAAAAUUUAA